GAGAGAAAGCAGCCAAAGCAAGAAGGGAGAGAGAAGAGGCGAGGAUGGCGCAGCCCUCAGAGAGGAUGUCCCACCAGGAUUUGUCAGAAGCCCUGAAGGAAAGCACCAAAGAGGUCCACAUCCAGGCAGAAAACACUAAAUUCAUGAAGAGUUUCCAGAAGGGACAGGUGUCACUCCGUGAAUUUAAGCUGUAUUUAGCUUCACUCUACUACAUCUAUUCUGCGCUGGAGGAAGAGUCUGAACGGAAUAAGGACAACCCAGUCUAUGCCCCUGUUUAUUUCCCAAAUGAGCUGAACCGCAAGACUGCUUUGGAGGAAGACUUGGAGUAUUUCUAUGGCUCAACAUGGAGGCAGGAGAUCCAGUGUCAUGAAGCAACUCAGAAAUAUGUGGACAGGGUACAUCAUGUGGGCCAAUAUGAACCAGAGCUUUUGGUGGCCCAUGCUUACACCCGGUACCUGGGAGAUUUGUCUGGAGGUCAGAUUCUAAAGAAAAUUGCUCAAAAAUCUCUCCAGCUGCCUAGUACUGGAGAAGGACUGUCUUUUUUCAAUUUCCCUGGAGUCACCAAUAUCUCUAAGUUCAAGCAGCUUUAUCGAGCUCGGAUGAACAGUCUCCCCAUGGACUCUGCUAUUGAGGAGAGAAUCCUGGAAGAAGCCAAAAAGUCUUUUCUGCUGAAUAUAGAAGUAUUUGAAGAGCUACAGAGACUGGCAAGUCAGGGACGGCUAUUGGAGAAUAACCACCUUGUGCAACCCAAGCUGGAACUUCAUGCAAGAGGAACCAACAGAACACACAGUCCAAAGGAAAGUGACCGGACAAGAAUGACACAUAAGGACAUGCUGCCCAGCACACCACUCCUGCGUUGGCUUCUUGCUCUUUUCUUCUUGGCAACAGCAGUUGCUGUGGGCUUGUAUGCCAUGUGAACAGAAGGGACCUGAAAUAUCUUUCACCAGCACCUGCCUUUUCCUAAACUAACAGCUCUUUUUUAAUCAAGGAAGACAUGCUUAUAUGCCCCACUUGGGUGCUCCAAGUGUAGCUGUUCUAAUUUUACUAACAGUAUAAACGAUACAACUGGUUUGAAAAUUCAAAAAAUUGUGUGGAGAACAUUUCUUUAAAGACCCUGAAGUGUCACAGCAUGGCACAUCUUUAAACAAAGGGAACAAACCACAAAGACCAAGCACUUUCUAUCUUGGAUGUCUGAGGAAUAAAUUUAUUUUGUGCAGUUAUCUAAUGGUGUGUAGCUCACAUCUACCUAUCCUGAAAGAAAAUGCUUUGCUUCAACUUAACUUUUAUAUGAUGUUUCUAUUUUUGAAAGAUAUUUAUACCUCAGCAGUGGACUUUGGAAAAACAUGAAUCAUAACCUAUGAGCUGACUGAUCUGUACACUUGUACUUUCUGAAUAUGGUGAUUCCUAUUGACUAUAAAGUUGACUCUCCAUAUCCAUGGAUUCUUUAUCCAUGGAUUCUAUUAUCCCUGGCUUGCAAACAUUUUUUAAAAUAUAUACAUUCCAGAAAGCAAACCUUGAUUUUACCAUUUUAUGUGAGGAACACCAUUUUACUUCACCACUGUAUUUAAAAGGACUUCAGCAUCCAUGGAUUUUUGUAUCCACGGGGAUCCUGGAACCAAAACCCAGUCAAUGCCAAGGGGUCAUUGUAUUAAAUUAUUUUAGGUGCUAAAACUGAAUUUGUACAGUCAGUGAGGAUUGGGUGGUCUACCACAUUUGCUUUCUUCCUUAUAUGACUUUUUAAAAAUUCAAAUUCCUUUCCAUUCUAUUUAUGAAUUUUUACAGGGUGUGUUCUUAUGCAGACAUGAGCCAAACAAAAUUCUUCCCCAACCAGCUAGGACAAAUUCAAGAAGCACAAUUAAUCAUCAGCAUAGAGACAACCAUGUUGUCUCUGCUUGCCCAGGAGCUGUUAAAGAUGAGGAGCAAGUUGUGGGAGUGGCAGCAACCUUAGUUCAGAACCACUGACCUAUUUGAAUAUGUAUCUGGCUCUUCCAGAUUGUCUAGAGAAGCUUGAGAGCUCCUUAUCUUUUGCCAGCUGUUAUUGCAUCCACAUCCACUCAUUCCAUUCUUUAGCGGAGCUGUUUGUAGUGAUUUCUUGAAUCUGCCCCUUCACACUACAGAUUUAUAGCACUGCGAUUCCACUUUAACUGCCAUGGCAACAUCUUAUGGAAUCCCGAGAUCUGUAGAAAAUAUUUGCAGUACAGUAUAGAAGGGGUGCAGGGCUCUUCCAGAAGUUUUGUUUUGUUUUAAACUGGGGCAUGGUUUGCUGAGACAAUCCUAUGGUUUAAAUGUGAUAUUUUCUCCACUCUGGAUAAAUUUUAAAAAGGAUUAAAAUGACAUUUUGUGGCUGCACUAUAAACCUAUAGUGCAGAAAGAAAGAUUGUCCUUAUCAUGAAAUUAAAAAGAAACCCACCUGAAAAUGGGAAUAAAAUGAUGCACCUGAUGCUGGAAGUUGUCAGAGAAAAGUCUGGAUUAUACAUUUUUGUUGUUGUUAACUACCCUUUAGUUGGCAGCCCUGUGCAUGAGACUCCCGCAAGACUCCCUAUCUUCCACUACUUUUCUUGGUUCUUGCAGAUUCGUACCCAUAACCUGCUUGAUGGACUCCAUCCAUCUAGUAUGUGGCCUUCCUCUGUUUCUCCCUAUAUAAAUACUGCUAGGAUUUAAAUAUAAAAAUACUGUUUAAAUUUAAAAAAUACUGUUUGGAAUAGAAAUACUGUUUGAAUUUAAAAAAAUAAAUAAAACCCUGACAAUGACAGCAAUAAAUAUGGCAGCCUCCUGAUACUUUUGGUGCACUCAGAGAAACUCUGUCAGAUAUUUAAAAGAGCUGGGUAUUCCAAAUAAAUAAAAAUAAAAGGCCCUCUGGAUAGACGGAUGAAGCUCUCAUUUUUAUAUCAUCCCUAUUCAAAUGCCACGUCACAGAUCCAUUUGGUGACAGAGCCUUCUCAGUGGCUGUUCCCACCCUAUCCAAGUCCCUUCCACGGGUGGCUAGGCUAGGUUGGUCCCUUCUCUGCUCUCCAUCCAUCAGCAGGCAAAGGCCUUCUUGUUCAAGCAGGCUUUUCAUGAAUAACUGCUUGCAAGGAGCCUUCUUCCGUGUGUGUGUAGGGGGGGGGGGGCAUUUUAGUUUUAACUUUUGUAUAUUAUAAAUAAUUUCAUUUUGCUUAAUGUAUGAUUUUAAAAAUGGCAAUCUUUUCAUUGUGUUUUUUAUUUUGUUAUCUUUUAACUAAUUUUGUGUUAUUGUUCAUGAGUCUCCUUGGGUCCUACACUAGGAGAAAGGUAGUAAUAAAUAAAUGGAAUAAAUAAAUAAUCUUAA
Molecule: messenger RNA, 3307 nt
Organism: Sceloporus undulatus (fence lizard)
Lineage: Eukaryota; Metazoa; Chordata; Lepidosauria; Squamata; Phrynosomatidae
Gene: HMOX1
Product: heme oxygenase 1
Exons: 5
Coding region: 45-917 (290 amino acids)
Biological process (GO): response to oxidative stress; heme oxidation; heme catabolic process
Molecular function (GO): heme binding; heme oxygenase (decyclizing) activity
Source: RefSeq, a predicted model, not a curated record